AAAUAUUUAGUAUUUAAUAAUAAAAGCUAAGAAAUGAAGAAGAAUGUGAAAAGAAGAGAUAUGAGUAGUUUCAGUUUUAUAAGACUGAUGUUUAAUCAAAGAAUAUGUAUUCCUCACGAAAUGGCGUUUGCCAAAGUCCUCAUCAUCUUUCUUCUUGUCUAAAAGGCAAGAUUGAUACUGAUACUGAUAAUAUGUAUUGUACAAGGAGGUUAGGUUUUGUAUGUACAUAGACUUUCUUUGGUUUAACCGUGCACUAUUUCAUGAAGUAAACAUGGAUUUCAAUGUGGAUGUUGCUGAGUUUUUUAAUGCAGAACUCGGUGAUGAACUUCCAUCACUAAGUAAACUACAAGAUAUUUUGGAAAGAAUAUCAAAUUAUGAAAGAGAGCUAGAGAACGAGUCUGCUGUGCAGUGAAGUUCAACCAAUUAAGAUUGAUCCCAAAUGAAUCCUAGAUAGCUUUGUAAUCCAUCUAUCUACCAAUCAAUCCACGUAAUCUGGAUCCCAGCCAUCUGCCUUCCUUUACUGAGAAUGCAGGCAAAGCUUUGGAGCAAAUCAGUGAAUUAACAGAGCAAUGUGAACAACUUCACGCAUCUGCUGAAGCUGAAUUAGUGCAACUAGAGCCAAUUAAACAACAUUUUGCCUUACGAGUAAAGGAAUUACAAGAAAUUCAAUGUCUUUAUAAUUAUCUUCAGUGGAUUUUAAAAAUUGAAGAUGAAAACUGUAAUAUGGAAGAAGCAAUGAAAAGUGAUCUCGUACAUCAGAUGAUUGAAGUCCACUCAAGAUUUAAAUCUUAUUGGGAUGAAAUUCAUACAUCAGAUUGCAAAAAUCUCAUUGAUUAUGUAAAGAAGACUGUAUCAUAUUGGCAUGAUAUAUUGAAAGAAAAAUUUUCAAGGGAAUUUCAAAAGACUCUUCAGAAUUUGCAUUGGCCAGUACUUUCAACAAAUCUUACUGCUCCUUUAAAUCAAUCUCCUGAUGUUUUUUUGAAGUUUGAACAACUUUUUGUGUCAAUACACAGAAUUGCUUUGCCAGGUGAAUUCAUCAAGACUGAAGAUAAGAAAGAAAGCAUGGAGGACACUGCUCUUUUAUUGCCACUGCAAAUCAUGCUGCAACCUCUUCAGAAACGAUUUGUGUUUCAUUUUAUGAGCAAGAAACCUACUAACAGAUUGGACAAGCCAGAAUGGUAUCUUACUCAAAUUCUUACGUGGAUCUCUGAUCAUACACGUUUCAUGGAAAAGUCUGUGCAGCCUAUUUUAGAUAGAGAAGGAUUGUCUAAAAUUAAUGCAAGAACACAGUUAAUGAGGGGUUUAGUUAAUCUAGCCGUCAUGCGUUUAAAAUCAGAUCUACCAUGCUUGGUUGAUGAUGACAGAUUACUUAGUCAUACUAUUGAUGAAAUCCUGUUAUUUUCCCAAGAACUUCAAAAUCAAGGUUAUCCAUUAAGUUAUCCAAAUGUUAUGGCACUGUUGACCACAGAGCCAUGUUUUACACAAUGGCGAUCUCUUGAGCACCAAAGUGCCUUGGAAAAAAUGGAUAGGUUCUUAAGCUUAGAGACUGCUUGGAAAUCUCGAUAUCAAGAUGAAAGUGAUGUAGAUGAUAUGUUGGUUCCAGAAAGUGCUGAGCUUUUUGUCACGCUUCUUCUCACUAUGACUGAAAGGUACUGCAAUCUGGCAGAUAAAGAAUGCCAGCUUUCUUUCCUGGAACUUCAACUAGAGCUUUUAGAUGAUUUUAGACUUAGAUUACAUCAAUUGUCACAGUGCGAGAUGCAGGACACAAUUCAGCCAAACUAUUGUAGUAUAAUGAAUGCAAUUUAUUACAUUACAACAGUCUUGGAAGAGUGGAACAAUUUACCAUUUUUCUUGCAACUUUAUGCAUAUAAAAAGAACAAACUUGUGUGUGAAGAACUGCUAAAAGAUCCUGAUAAACAGCAUAUGAAUAUUAUGAAAAGGAAAGAAGCCAGAUUUUCCAUACAUUCUGAGGAACAGUUGUUGGAAGCUUCAGUUUUUGAUGAGCCAAUUGGACUUUUUCAACACAUAUUAAAAGAUCUGUUGCAGAUUUUAUGUGAACGGGUUAUGCUUGACAUUAAAGCAAAGAGCAGACCAUACAGGAAAGAAAAGUGGUUUUGUAUGCCUGCUGUGCAUGAUAAAAAAUUACUGGAAAUAUCUCCAGCUGCUCAUCCUAUGUUAGAAAUCAUCAACUCCAGUUUGUAUCGUCUUCAGGAAUUGUUGGCAAAGCCUCUUUUCACAAAAGUUUGGCAGCAAAUUGCUGCUGAACUUAACAUUUAUUUAUAUGAAGAAGUAAUUCUACAGAAUAAUUUCAGUGAAGGUGGAGCUGCUCAGCUGAAUUUUGAUGUGACUCGUAAUUUAUUUCCAAUUUUCGGAAGUUAUACUCUAAAACCAGAGAAUUACUUCAAACUAGUCAGAGAUUCUUGUGUGCUGUUAAAUUUAAGUAGUGCACCAGCAAUGCUUCUUAGAGAAACUUUAAAACAUCAAGAAGGUUUUGAAUCAAAAAGCAGUGCACUAGAAGAACUUGGAGUAUACACCUUAUCACCAUCCCAAGCUUUAUUGAUACUUUCACAAAGGAAUUAUACAAAUUUAUGAUAGUCAACUUUUUAAAAAAAUAUUGUUAUUAUAUGUAAUGUAUUUUGAAAUAAAAGAGCUGCAUGUAAAAUAAAUAUUUAUUCUUGUGAAUAAGAUCAUUGAAAUUCUAUGAGGAAUGUCAUUUUUUCCAAAAUACUUAUAAUUAAGUGCAUUGAUAUUUACCAUCAAAAAAUAUAUUUUCCUCAAAAUGUUUAGGUGAUGUUUAUUACUGCUGAAUUUCUCAUAAUUAGCAAAUUUCAAAAUCUAUACAAUGUCAAAAUCAGAAUUACUUUUCUUUGAGGAGCACACUUAAUUUUUGUGUCUUAAAAUGUAUUAAGUCAUUUUAAAUUGACUUUAGUUUCAAAUAAUGGCUUAAUAGCCGUUAAUAUUUAAAUUGUGUUAUGUCUAUUGAUGACAUAUCACUUUUUUUAUGGCACAAAAAAAAAAAAAAAAAAAAAAAAAAAGAAAGAGAGAGAGAGAGAGAGAGAGAAAAGGAAAACAAUACAAAGGUUCAGUACUGAAUUUUUUCCUCUGAUUGCAAUCAAGUUGCCAGUGCUAAUUAGUUGAAAUUAUUAUUAUUCAUGCCUCAGCUUUUCUGUAAAAUGUCAUGUGCUUAUGGAAAGAAAUUUAAAUGAUUCUUUUUUUAUUUGAUUUCAUGUUUUUGAUAUUAUGCUUUUGUAAUUUCAGAUAUUGAGAAAGUAUAAAGUUUUGUUCAUCCAUUCA
Messenger RNA from Stegodyphus dumicola, 3294 nucleotides. RefSeq names its product RAD50 interactor 1 (gene Rint1). NCBI's taxonomy places the organism in Eukaryota, Metazoa, Arthropoda, Arachnida, Araneae, Eresidae. The record is from RefSeq and is a predicted model, not a curated record. Gene Ontology annotation, biological process: retrograde vesicle-mediated transport, Golgi to endoplasmic reticulum; regulation of ER to Golgi vesicle-mediated transport; endoplasmic reticulum to Golgi vesicle-mediated transport. Gene Ontology annotation, cellular component: Dsl1/NZR complex.